Molecule: messenger RNA, 1184 nt
Organism: Arachis duranensis
Lineage: Eukaryota; Viridiplantae; Streptophyta; Magnoliopsida; Fabales; Fabaceae
Exons: 9
Coding region: 85-978 (297 amino acids)
Biological process (GO): negative regulation of translation; mRNA catabolic process
Cellular component (GO): P-body; CCR4-NOT core complex; CCR4-NOT complex
Source: RefSeq, a predicted model, not a curated record
AGAAAGCUUAGUAUAAAAGUGAGAAUCAGUAGCAACAACAUUUCAUAAACAUCGCAAUCCACAAUCGCGAAUCGCCAAUCGCCAAUGAAGAUGAUCGAGGUUUCCCAAAUCGCUGCUGAGCAGCUUGUUCUCGAACUCAGCAACCCCGAUCUCCGAGAAAAUGCUCUUCUCGAACUCUCCAAGAAGAGAGAGUUAUAUCAAGAUCUCGCUCUGUUACUGUGGAAUUCCUUUGGCACCAUUGCAGCGCUUUUACAGGAAAUAGUUUCUAUAUACCCUGUUCUUUCGCCCCCAAAUCUUACUCCAGCUCAAUCAAAUCGAGUGUGCAAUGCUCUUGCUCUUCUUCAGUGUGUGGCAUCUCACCCUGAUACAAGGAUGCUGUUCCUCAAUGCUCAUAUACCUCUAUAUUUGUAUCCCUUCCUUAAUACAACAAGCAAGUCAAGACCAUUUGAAUAUUUGAGGCUUACUAGCCUUGGUGUCAUUGGUGCUUUAGUGAAGGUUGAUGAUACGGAAGUUAUAAGUUUCCUUCUUUCAACAGAAAUAAUUCCGUUGUGCCUUCGCACUAUGGAACUAGGAAGUGAAUUGUCAAAAACAGUUGCAACCUUUAUAGUUCAGAAAAUUCUUUUGGAUGAUGUGGGUUUGGAUUAUGUUUGUACCACAGCGGAACGCUUUUUUGCAGUAGGUCGAGUUCUGGGGAACAUGGUGGCAGCUCUGGCUGAGCAACCCUCAUCUCGCCUUUUGAAGCACAUCAUUCGUUGCUAUCUUCGUCUCUCCGAUAAUCGGAGGUUGGAUAACAGGGCUUGUGAUGCACUAAGAAGCUGUCUUCCGGAGAUGUUAAGAGAUGCUACUUUUAAUACCUGCCUUCGUGAAGACCAAACAACUAGGAGGUGGCUACAGCAGUUGCUUCACAAUGUUGGAGUGAAUAGGGUUCCUCCACUACAAGCCGGAGCAGGAUUCGAUCAUAAUAUGAUGGUGGCGUGAGGACGAGUUCUCGCUUCAUCACGGAUCUUCGAUAUCACCCUUUAUGGCCCAUUUAUGAAACUUGAGAGAUAAGUUUUGCAAUCAGUGAUGAUUUUGUAUCUAGUCAUAUGGUGGUUCUUUUGGUUUGGAAAGGUUGUAGUAGUGGUAAUAUUUUAGUAGACUUUUUUAGGUGGUGGUUUCUUUCUAUACUCCACAAUGAUGAUUUC